AUGGAUCAGCGGUAUGUCUGGUGCAAAAAAGGCAAGGCUUAUGAGCAUAAGAAUACUGUCACAACGGUCAAACAUGGAGAUUCUCUGAAGGACUUAUUUGAAUUUUUGGGCUUUCUGGUUGAAGUCAAGGAAGACAAGACUGCAGACCAAAUAAAAGAGCUUAUGACUCUAUACAGUAAAGAUGAUCGGCAUGGAGACUGCUUUGUCUGUUGUGUGAUGAGUCAUGGAAAUAAGACUGGUGUUGAGGGAUGUGAUGAGCAAAUAUGCCCCCUAAAUGACAUAACCUCCCCAUUUGAUGGAGUCAACUGCCCCGCUCUUAUUGGCAAACCUAAAGUGUUCAUUAUCCAGGCAUGUAGAGGGCUUCAGAUGCAGAGUAAAGUGGUGGUUACACAUGGUGCUGGUGCAAGUCGUAUGAAGAAAUCUGGCAAUGUAUCAUACAGCAUUCCCAAAGAUUCAGAUUUUCUGAUUGCCUUGUCCACUGUGGAGGGAUAUCUGUCAAUCCGUGAUAAAUCCAGUGGAUCAUGGUGGAUCAUGCAUUUAAAAGAAGGAAGUGAACAAGGCCAGGACAUCUUGAGGAUCCUCAUUAAUGCCAAUAACGAUGUAAGCCAUAAUGAGGGCAUAGUAGAAAUGAUCAAUGAUUAAAUAAUAGAUGCAAAGAUGACCCCUCAGCCCCAGUUCACCCUUAGGAAGCUUCUUAUUUUCAAAGCCCCGAAGGUCAGAACGUUUUUUUUCAUAACAGAAAUGGAUUAUAAUUCUGUGCAGUGUACGUUAUAUGUCAAAAACUGAAACAUUCACAACUGAAUAUUGUUCUGUUGCAGAUCUGCAACUUCUUAAACUAAAAUGUCUCUGUUGUAUAAUUAAACAUAGC
Sinocyclocheilus anshuiensis is the source of this 868-nucleotide messenger RNA. RefSeq names its product caspase-8-like. The record is from RefSeq and is a predicted model, not a curated record. Lineage: Eukaryota; Metazoa; Chordata; Actinopteri; Cypriniformes; Cyprinidae. Gene Ontology annotation, biological process: proteolysis. Gene Ontology annotation, molecular function: cysteine-type endopeptidase activity.